Molecule: messenger RNA, 708 nt
Organism: Hydractinia symbiolongicarpus
Lineage: Eukaryota; Metazoa; Cnidaria; Hydrozoa; Anthoathecata; Hydractiniidae
Product: pre-mRNA-splicing factor CWC22 homolog
Exons: 5
Coding region: 20-541 (173 amino acids)
Source: RefSeq, a predicted model, not a curated record
ACACGAUCUUUUUACAACGAUGAAACUGAUUCAUUUGGUGCUGUUAUUUGGUUUUGUCGCAACUUUACUCAUAGUUCCAUGUGAAGAAUUGAAUAAUGGAGAAGAUUCGAAGGAAGAUUUAGCGCAUCAAGACGAUGAUGUGAAAGAUGCUGACGAUGAAAAGGAUGAGAUUGAGGAUACAAAUGACGAUAAAAACAGUCCGAAAAAAGAAGAGGAGAGUGAGGUAGCAGACAAGGCUAAUGAUCCAUUGUUGUUCAGUCGCCGACGUUCCUCACGACGUCGUCGAGUUAUACCACGUCGUCGAGUUGUACGACGUCGUCGAGUUGCACGACGGCGUCGAGUUGUACGACGACGAUAUUACAGACGUCGACGACAUUACAGACGUCGGCGACAUUACAGACGUCGACGAUGUUGUUGUUGCUGCAGACGUCGACGAAGAUCUUGGCGCCGACGAAGCUACCAUCGUCGACGAACCUUCCGACGUCGAAGUACCUUCCGUCGUCGAAGCACCUUCCGACGUCGACGAAGUUCUAUAGGUUAAACAUAUCUACAAUGUUUCGCCUAUGUUAUAAUUAAUAUUUUUAGCAGAUAUCCAAGAAGAAUAUUUUCUAAUUAGCAUUUCGACUUGAAUGCCUUUUUUCUGGUGACAAAAAUAUUUAUUAUUUUGUGUAGAUGAAAGAUAGGGUCUUUUUUGACCUACAAAAAUUA